Molecule: messenger RNA, 2190 nt
Organism: Pochonia chlamydosporia 170
Lineage: Eukaryota; Fungi; Ascomycota; Sordariomycetes; Hypocreales; Clavicipitaceae
Product: alcohol dehydrogenase-like protein
Exons: 4
Coding region: 1-2190 (729 amino acids)
Biological process (GO): alcohol metabolic process
Molecular function (GO): protein binding; zinc ion binding; alcohol dehydrogenase (NADP+) activity
Source: RefSeq, a predicted model, not a curated record
AUGUCCUACCCCGAACAGUUCAGCGGCUUCCAGGCCCCCUCGGCCGAGAAAUGGCUCGAGUUUGAAAAGAACUCGUGGACCCCCCGUCCCUUUGGCGACUACGACGUCGACAUCAAGAUUGAGUGCUGCGGCGUCUGCGCAAGCGACAUGCACACCAUCAGCGGCGACUGGGGCGGCUGCCCGUACCCUUUGGCCGUCGGCCACGAAGUUGUCGGCAAGGUCUUGCGCGUUGGUCCCAAGGUGACGCUGGCCAAGGUCGGACAGCGAGUCGGCUGCGGUGCCCAGGUCUAUUCGUGCUUGGACUGCCGGCAGUGCAAGAACGACAAUGAGACGUAUUGCAAGCAUCAGAUUGACGCGUAUGGUGCGCCGUACCUGGAUACUGGGUACACGACGCAGGGAGGCUAUUCAUCUCAUACCCGAAUUCACGAGUACUGGGUCUACCCCAUUCCUGAAGCCAUCGCCAGCUCAGACGCCGCGCCCAUGCUCUGCGCCGGCAUCACCGUCUACAGCCCCCUCAAGCGAUUCGGAGCCGGGCCCGGCAAAAAGGUCGGCGUCGUGGGCAUCGGCGGUCUGGGCCACUACGCCGUCAUGUUCGCAAAGGCCCUCGGCGCCGAAGUCUGGGCCAUUUCGCGCUCUCGCGCCAAGGAGGCCGACGCCAAGAAGAUGGGCGCGGACGGCUUCCUGGCCACGAGCGAGAAGGGCUGGAACGAGCCGCACAAGAUGACGUUUGACCUCAUUGUCAACACGGCCAAUUCGUUUGACGGCUUCCAGCUCAGCGAGUAUCUCAGCCUGCUGGACGUUCACGGCCGAUGGAACUCGGUUGGUCUCCCCGGCGGCGAGGGCGUCAAGGUCAACAACUUUGACUUUAUUUCCAAUGGCUGCUUCAUUGGGACGUCGCACCUCGGCAGUCGGCGGGAGAUGCUGGAGAUGUUUGACCUCGUGGCCGAGAAGGGCAUCAAGUCGUGGGUGGAGGAGAUUCCUAUCUCGAGGGAGGGGCUGCAGCAGGCGAUGGAGAAGUUGAAAAAGAGCAGUGUGCGUUAUAGGUCGUGCAUGACGGGUUAUGAUGAGGCAUUUGGGGCGCGCAACCCCCAGUCUGCCAAUCUUCUUCUAAACCUUCUCACCAUGUCGUCUGCAGGAAUUGCCGAGAUCCCCAUCUCGCCCCUCUCACUUACACGUCGCUACCAACGUGUUUCUGCCAAGACGGAAAUCACAUCCGUUGGCAUGACGCCCACAUCAUCAUCAUCCUCAACCACAUCCGCAUUCAGCGUCUCUGCCGCCCAAAGUACCGGCCAAUCGUGGGUUGACUUCUUCGACCUAUCCAGCCAAAAGGGAUACACCAAGGCUGCGGGCACUCACGCCGCUCUUGCGCCCGCAGAGGCCGGCAAGAACAGAGUCGCAACACUCCGCGACUGGACUGUGCAAGUUGGACAGGGCGUCGAGUAUCACCACGGCAGCACCGUCCUAGUUCGGGACUUUUCCACGGGAAAGACAGUCGUUGAACUAAAGGAGGCGGUGUCCGAGCCAGUUGUAUGGAGUAACGAUGGCAUUGCUAUUGCCGCGGGCGAGGGACACGGAAGGAUGGGAGUUUGGGAUGCUCGCACCGGCGCGAGAGUCGGCAGAGUCGUGAGCCACAUUGAUAACAUCACCCACGCGGCCUUUAUGCCCGACCACAAGCUCGUUACGCUCUCUCGCGAUGGAACCGUUCGCAUCACCGACCCGAGAACUGCCAAGACCAUCUCCAAGCUUGAGAUUGAGGGCAAUGGAUCGACGAAUCCUCGCCUUCUGGCUGUUUCUCCCAACGGACGCUCUAUUGUGUCACUCUGGGGGAACACGGUGCACAUCUGGCUCCCAAAGGCGAACCACCUCACUUCAUAUAACCUCAACACUACGCGCACCACCGAAGGCUGGCCGCUCUGCAUCUCUCCCGACACGCGCUGGUUGGUUAGCCGCACCGAAAACGGCUUCGACAUUGUGGACAUUGCCUCUGGCCAAAUUGCCUGGGAGAACCACCAGGACGGAGGUGUAGCAACCAUGGUCACGGCUGCGUCCUUCUCCGCCGACACCAAGGUCCUUUUGCUGGGGAGGAUGAACGGAUCCGUCGAGGUCUGGGACCUUGAUGAAGGGUCUGCCGUUGAGAAUGCCCGUGUUGGUGUUGAGAGCCUUGGCUUGACUGGCUCUAAGCGCAACUAG